GUUCCUAGCGUAGCGUGUUUGUGUGUGAGAGUGCGCGCGCGUGGGGUGGCGGCGCCCUUCCCUUUUGGGGCGCUGCUGCUUUGGGAUACCGAGCUUCUCGGCGGCUCCCCUUAGUGCCUUACCCUCGAAGGGGCCGGGAGGUAUUGGACGGGGCGAGCUCCGAGCUCGAGGAGGCCUGGCGAGCUGCCCCGGGUGGCGGAAGCUUUGCUGAGGGAAGAGUGGAAGUCGCCCGCCGUCUUUCGGGGGCUCACCCGAGCGCGGGGAGCCAUUUUGAGGAAAUCCUUACGGGGUCAGGCAUCGAUCCGCGUGAAGCCCUUGGCUGAAAGCGGAGCUUCUUAUCGAUAUACAGUAUAUAUAUAUGUAUACAGUAUAUAUUAUAAUCAGCGCCAGGUGUGAGGGAGCUCUCCAGCAAGCUGACCACACGUACAUCCGUGGAGAUGUCUCUAGGGCUAGGAGUAGGAACACCAGAUACGGAAAAGCAGCGAAACGAGGUUCCCUCGUGUGUGGGAGAAAACCUGGGGGUUUCUGCCAUCAGUUUAGGUAUUUAGCUGUAGGCCCUCUUUCUUCUCAGGUUCUGCCAUCCCUCUGUAUUGGAUGCCACUUGAGUUGCCUUCUUGAAGCUCCCUAUUCAUCUUUGCUUAAAGUUGCAUACAAAAAUCCCAGUCUCUCUAUGGUAUUUUGGGCAUAAAGAGGACCUACUACUCCAACACCUGAACAAGAAUAAUUGGGCAGUGUGCCUUCUUUGGACGCACUAUCCUUCAAAUUGUUUCAUUGCAGGAAUGGAGUGUUAUAGGUGGUUGUCAUUUUCCCUAAAUGAAGUUGCUUGUGCCUGUGUGUAAAAAAAAGGAUUAAAUACUCUGCGACUAUUUCAACAAGUGUGUUCUUAUUUAUAUUGUAUUGUUCAGUACUGGAUUAAGUAUUAUUUUCAAUGCUUGAAUUCAAUUUAUAUGGGUAGCAUUUCAUCCAAGCAUACAAAAGUAAUUGUAGGUGAACCACAGGGAGCUGAACUGACUUGCCAUCUGUUCAAGAACUAUAAGUAAAAAGCAGGUGUGCACAUUGCUAGUCAAUGUGCCAAUUAUUGGACCUCAUCCAUAUUUUGAAUUUUACUGGCAUCUCCAUAAUAACCACUUGAGCCCUCUGAAAAGUUGCUUCUGAAGGGGGUAGGAAUCUCCUUUAGAAAUGCUCUCUGCUCUUUGACAAAGCUCUUCAGAUCCAGGGUUUAAACAAGUUUAUUUUUACAUAUGUUUAUAUCAUCUCAACCUAAAUGGCCUCGGUCCAGUAUACCUGAAGGAGCGUCUCCACCCCCAUCGUUCUGCCCGGACACUGAGGUCCAGCUCCGAGGGCCUUUUCUGGUGGUUUCCUCACUAUGAGAAGCCAAGUUACAGGGAACCAGGCAGAGGGCCUUCUCGGUAGGGGCACCCACCCUGUGGAAUGCCCUCCCACUAGAGGUCAAAGAGAACAACAAUUACCAGACCUUUAGAAGGCAUCUCAAGGCAGCCCUGUUUAGGGAAGCUUUUAAUGUUUGAUGGAUUUCUGUAUUUUAGUGUUUUGUUGGAAGCCGCCCAGAAUGGCUGGGGGAACCCGGCCAGAUGGGCGGGGUAUAAAUAAUAUAUUAUUAUUAUUAUUAUUAUUAUUAUUGCUUACAGGAAUAGCUUAUUAGGAGAUGGACUGUUAGCACAUCAUAAUUCAUGAAAAUAUUCUAUUGGUUUCUUGUUUUAAUUUUUUUAGGCUGCCUUUCAGGAUGAAGUCCUGUCUAGGAGGCUACAAAUAUUAAAUAAUAAAAUAUUUUCAGUAACAUAACCUCGUUUAAAAAAAUACAAAUUGCAAAUAUCAGAAAUGACCAUUUGAACCAGAACAAAAAUUAACACUGAUCAGUAAGGUUAAUAAUAAACCAAUAAGCAUGUUCAAAAAGAUCAUCUAGUCAAAAGUCAUACAAAAUAAGUAAGACUUUAGUCCUCUUGGAGACCAGAAUGGGGCUAACUGUAAAUCCCUUGGGAGGAAGUUUCACAGAAUAGAUUAAUUGGGGUUGCCUUGCGAACUUUUUUGGGACGGGGCACAUUUGGAAUUUUGAGAAGAUGCCACUGGUGCCAGCCACAAAAUGGAUGCUAUGAGGCCAUGGCAUAAUACAAAAUGGCUGGCAUAUAAAAAAACCCAGAAAAAGACAGGACCGCUAAUCAUGCUGAGAAACACUUUCUCCAACAUUCUCUGUUCAGAAUGGAUGGGAAGACAGUUGUGCAGUCCUGGCAUCCAAUGAAAUAUGGGCAUGUUUCAGGGUGUGUUUAGGAGAGGCUCAGCCAGUGUACCUGAGCAUGAAGAGCAAACAUUUUUUUUGUGCUUUUUGUGGAUUUUUGAGUGGAUAUUUACAGAUACCUUUUGUGGGCACCAUAGGAGAUACUGGAAGGUGUGAUGAUGCCUUUGGGCAUCAUGUAGGAUACCUACUGCAGGGCCAUGACAGAGAAAGCCCUAGUGCCUGUCAGUAAUGGAUCUUAAUAGUAGUCAGUUGAUCUUUGGACACAAUCAGGUUCAAGUGGGGGUAAUCAAUCCUUCAAGUAGCCCAACUUAAAGUGGCUGUCAAAAUGAGCAUUUUAAAAUGUAUUGUUUAACUUCUGUUUGCUUACUACCUACUAAACAGGUUUUCAUUGAAUAUUAUAAAAUGGGGUUAUGUACUAAGGCAGAGCUUUCUAAACACUGUGUCAUGACAUGUUAGUGUGCCGUGUGCGAACACUUCCCGCGCUCCUCCUGGGGAAGGAAAGGGGUUAGUUUAACAUCUAGUAUGCUAGUAAAACUGAAUUACUGUGUCGCUGAAUGAUGCAUGUCUAAAAAGUGUGUCACCAACAUGAAAAGUUUGGAAAGCUGUGUACAGUACUAAGGAAUACAGUAUGUGACUUUAGGAACAAACUUCCCACAGUCUAUGGCACAGCUUUGCUGAGAGUCCAGUCUAACUAAAUACUGCUGCAAAAAACUAAAAAUGUUGAGUGGUAGCUGAAGCAGAGAUAGAAAAGUUUUUUUCACUUUUUAUGGGAAAAAAGAUUUUUAAAAAAUAAAUAUAUAUGUAGCUGUUUGGGAGUGUUAAAAACAAACAAACCUGUGUUGCAAGCCAAGCUUUAAAUCUUCUAAUUGAAAUCUAAAUGGGAGUCAUAUUGACAGUAUGUAUUACAUUAGAUUAAAAUUUAGUUAUUAAACGUUUAUUAAUAUUUUUAAAUGGUUUUGCUAGAGCUAGUCUUCAUUACUCCUACUUGUAUAUCAUAAUGUGCCAAGUGUUUUAUAGCCUUUGGUCACAAUCCAACACACUGUUGACCAUUCCUAAGCCUACUGAAUGUAGUUGCCUUAGGUAUGCUUAGCUCCAUCUUUGUGCAUGGUCUUUUUCUUGCUUGUCCUCACCAUUCUUGGAGGGCAAUUAAGGGGGUUGUUCCAUUUUAUAAUAAUGGAACUGAUGCCGAGAAAUAGCUUUUUGCUGUCAAGCUACAUGUGAAUCUGGCUGAAUAAGAAUAAAACACAUCCUGAAUAUCAUUGUUUAUGUUACGGUAGCCCAUGUGUUCCUGUUAGUUUUUCAAUGUUGGCAUUUUUAAAACGUUGGCAUUAUUAUUCUAUAUAUCCACGGUAAAGCUGGAGGGAACUUUAAAUACGUGAUGGCAACACCUCCUGGUGUAAUUUCAAUACACUAAACAAUAAUGCCUCUGUGUUACAAGUUUGCUGUGGAGAAGCAGGACUAAUUGAGAGAUGCUGCAUGUUCCUUUGGAUGCUCUUUGUUUGAAAGUUCCAGCCUUGAAUUUCUGGUUGAAUUGACUUCAUUGAAUGAUCCCUGUGUUGUGCUGUUGAUGUUGUCUCCCUAGUUCAAAUAGGCUCCGGGGACAUUGCUCAUUAAUGUGCUAAUUUAGAAUUAAUUCCAUGCUAGUCUAGGGCCCGAUUAGGCAUUAUGUCAAUUGCAUGAAUGCAAUUAAUGUGCAUAUUUUUAAUAUAUAAAUAACUGAAGGAGAGGUGGUAAGCAGCAAUUGGACCACAGGGGUGGCAGUGAGUAGUUUACUAAAGUUUCAAACUGCACCAGCUGAUAAUGACACUUUGAACACAACAAAAUGUUAGUGUGUUGUAGCUUUCAAUGGUGCCAGACUAGCAGCUAUGUCAGCUUUGAGGAUUUUCCAUACCACUAUCCCCACCCAGCAUUCUAUGGAUAGUGGGCAUAUUCAGCCCUUAUGCAACUGUGUUUUUUUUUAUAUUUCUCCCAUUUAGAGGCUUCUCUUUUAGCAAAGCUUGUACAUCUGCAAACUUUGAGCUUUACCUGAGUCUGCUGAUCGCUCCCUCUUGUGCAGGGGUUUUGGCUUCAAGAAGAUUCAUUAUUGGACCACUGUUAGUUUAUUCAAAUUGGUCCCCACACAACAAGAUGUUGCCAUGCAUCCCUGAUUGUGUGUGUUUCCUGAGCUUGUUCCUUUGAAGAAGCAAAAGUUAGCAUCGUAUGUGGGUGCUAUGCUUUUAGUUAUAGUGCUUUUUAGCUUAGUGCUUAGGAGGUCUUAUUGAACAAUUUGGGAUGGGACCUGGGAGCUCUUGGGAGGGGGAUAAUCCCAAAUCAAGUGGGGGGUCCACCUAAUUUUGGAAGAUUUCCCCAUUAUGCACGAGCCCACCAUAUCUCAAAAGGGACCCUAAGGCGUUAAGGGUGCAGAACCCCUUAUGGUAUCCUGCUUGGAUAUAUAACUGGUCAGUGAUCAGCUUCUGUAAUUGAAGCUUAAGGAGGUAGACAGGAUGCUUGAAAGCACGUGUGGUCUUCUCUGUGGCAGGAGGAGUUAUCAUUGAAUCAGAAUGGUAGAGUUGGAAGUGAACCCUGAGGGUCAUCCAGUCUGACCCCCUGCAAUGAAGGAAUCUCAACUAUAUGAUACAUGAUGACAGAUGGUCACCCAACCUCUGCUUAAAGCAGCAUUGACUGAACAAGUCCAAGAAGUAUUGCAUGCUUCUGAGAGGAGGCAGUCCGGGUUGACUUGAAGGUGAUGGCUGUGUUACUACUCUUUAAGAAAGCCACACUGUACCAUGAGAAUUGUAACUUGUCUUGUUCAAGAAGGGGAUAUUUGCAUCUGAACAAGAUGUCACAGUUUUAACUGUCAAAAUUCAAGGCCAUGUGCUGUUACUCUGUUGCAAGCCUGUUUAGUAAGCAGCUGCUUGGUGACAUGUCUGAAAGAUUGGGGGUGGGGGGUCAGAGAAGAUGAGUCUGGAUCAGGUAGAUUCCGUUUGAUUGGUGUGGCAAAUGACAGUCUCUGAUUGGCUGGAGGUUCUAGUCAGUGAAGAAAGGGCGGUUAACUGUCACUGUGGAGAAAUAACAUCAUUUGAAAAAAUCAGUUGAUGGAGGUUUGAAGUAAAGGCCAGCAGAGAAAGGUGGCGUUGGAUAGAGGUGAAGUUGGAUAGCCGAAGCUUGAAUAUUAUGUUGUUCCUUCUUGGUGUGAUAACUAUAUUUUGCUGGUGAAGAUCAGAAGAAGUGAGCUGGUGUUGGGCAAAAAAUGUUUCUUACUGAAAAGUUUCCAUAAGUUUUUGAAAGCAGCUAAACCAGGCAUCCCCAAACUUCGGCCCUCCAGAUGUUUUGGACUACAAUUCCCAUCUUCCCCGACCACUGGUCCUGUUAGCUAGGGAUCAUGGGAGUUGUAGGCCAAAACAUCUGGAGGGCCGCAGUUUGGGGAUGCCUGAGUUAAACUGUCCAAGCAGUCAGAAGUACAGCUGGGGCUUUGGUGCCAGAGGCAGAUUGUACCCAGUAGCUGAAGUGGGUUGUAAAAUAUUUUUUCUGGAGGUAAAAUCCUAUUGGAGGCUACUAUCAGCAAUACAGUAAUGUCUCUUGAGUCCUUAGAAAUUUAUAAAGUACAUGAAAGACUCCAAAAUUUCCUUUUACAAAAUUUCUCUUUAAUAAUUUUAGUUAAUGGUUCAUUCUUUCUUCCGUGUUGGUGCCAGUCUCAUGCUUAAGCCUAUUAUAUCCACAAUGAGGUUUUAAAAGCAUUCUAAGAGAAUGGGUCGCAGAGGAAAGGGAUCACAUUGAAGAUCUCUGAGUUAUUGUUGCAGGGAGUUCCAUAGACACUGAAAGAUACAAAUUAAAGAAGCACAAAUAUCUAAACUUGUGUUAAUAAAAAGUGGGAAAUCCUUUCCUAUAUGGUUUUAUUUCUGCUUUUGAAUAUUGCUGUUCUCAGUGGCGGAUAGUAAGCUCAUUAUGAUCCAGUCAAUGUUUAAAUUCCAGAUAAAGUUAUAAAAAUCUGAAAUACUGGAGAUGGCUGUUCACAACAUAAUCUAGCAUCUGGCUUAGAUGCUGAUGUACUGUAACAUUCAGCCUACUUCCAUAGACGAAAAUUUGGAAAUGCCACUAAUAAAGUACAUUUAAAUCUCACUUCAUUGGAAAUAGCUCCUUACUGAGCAUACAGGAAUUUAAAAUACUGUAUUUUGCCUGGGUUGUGUACAAAAUGUGAAGCAUGUUGAUCUUCAGUAGUGAUUUUAUGAGGUAUUUAAUUUUGCUUAUAAUGGGAUUGCAUAGUCACCUGUCAUCUCUGAUUACUAAAUGUUGCAGUUUCAAUUUUGACAUUUGAACAGGUAGUUUGGUUUUGAGAAGCACUCUACAGUUUAUUGGCUUCAAAUAUUUUGAAUAAUUUUGAAAAUCUAUUUUGGUUAAAUUAGAGAUUUGUGAUUUGAGGGCUAGAACUUUCAAGUGAGCAUGAUUGUUCACACGUUCUUGGUUGUUUUAACAACUCUGGUAUUAAAAUGAACCUAGGCAAUUUUUUGGAGUUUGCUCCCAGUUUUCUAGCUAUAGUACUAUUAUAUAGGGUUAUGCUAGAGGAAACAUGGAAUACUUGCUGGGAAAGUAAAUUGGUAUCUUAAUGCUGACUUGUACUUACCGUACAUUUUGUGGUGGAGUGAGACUACCAAUAUUAUAUCCACUUGCAUAGAUGCUUUGAAUAUAUUUUUUGUAAUAUGUUUAUAAUGCACAUUUGUACUUGUUUUUAGUACAAUUUGUACUUGUUCCAUGAGCUUGAGCAGGACUUUAGACUUAUUUUUCUUCAACAGCAGUCCCCAGUGCUAUGCAACAAACUUCCUUUGAAACUGAGUGGCAUUUCAAAAACAUUUUGUUACUUGGCAUGGGAAUUAGCCAUUGAAAGAGGGUCAAAUAAAAAAAUUCACUGGGCUAACACAAACUAGUUUCCUGGACCUAGCCUUCUGAGAGCUAAAACAUUGAUUGUAUUGUAACAUUUUCUUCUUCCAACUGUUUGAAUGUAACUGAAUGCAACAACUCCAACUAGAUCAGCUUAUUGUUUAGUGGUUUUUAGACUUUGUUGUUACAUGGAUCACUUGAAAAUUGCUGGGGAUUUCAGUGUAUCACCUACUAAACUUAUUUUUUCAACAAAUCAAAGCACACACAACUCAUAUUUUAAUAUUUUUUGUGAUUGUCAAAACCAACACUGUGGGUGGUAUUUAAGUUUUAUUCAGAAUAAACCUGUUGAAGUUGAUGAAUGUGACUAAGUUAGGACCAUUAAUUACAAUGGGCCCGCUCUGAGUACAAAUUAGUUGAAUACCACUAUUUAUUAAGAAAAUCCUGUCAAAGCCACAAAUAAAGGCACUUUUAACUGGUAAAUUCUGAGGAAAUAUUUUGAAAAUAAUUAGCCUCAAGCUAAAGCCUUGUUUAGUAAUUGACCCCGAUCAAUAUUACCUCUAUUUCUGUCAAGGGAAAAAUAAUAAAGUAGAGGACCAACUAGAAUCUCUCAACUGUUUCACAAUCUUUCUUCAUAAACUAUUUGACAACCUUUGCUGUAUAGUUCAAAAACUAGUAAUUAGCAUCAUGCCCACAUGCUUGCUCCUAUCUCAUACAUCAGGUUUGGAAAUUGUAUUGUGGUUUAAACCACAAUGUCUGAAAUAUUUAAUCCUGGACUCACAGCUGUGAUACGAAACUGGAAUGUAAUGGGAAAGAUUAGUCUAAACAGACCACAAUAUAAGCACUAGUGUCAGUGAGAGUGUAGCAUGACACUUAUUCCUGGCUUAAUAUAUGCUGCCAAAAUGAUGAGCUCUUCUCUGUCACCAGUCAGAAUUAUAUUUGUUUAUUCUACUAGUAGCAGAAUUGUUCUUCUGUUGAUUUCUGAACCACUUUUUUUUUUAUACUGUGCAUGCUUCUCCAUUGCAUGAUGCACAAAUAUGAAAAUCACCUGGGAAAUGCUAAAGAGUUCUGUGUUUGUUGAACUCUAGCUGUAAGAUCAGCACUAGCAGCAGGAACACCUGGGAGUCUGGAGAGGAACAUAACAUUGCUACUCCAGCACUUCCUUUCUGCUGCUACCAGCCUCAUCUGGAGGACAAAUGAGGAAGCCAACUGUGAACCAUCUGGCUUAGUUAGAAGAUCCUUCUCCCUCAGAACAGUUUUAAGCCUGGUUACUACGAUUUAGAACUAGCAGCAUCAAUUAGAUUUUAUCGCCCUGUUGGAUUUUGUUUCAUUUUAUUUCACAUCUGACUGGCAUGGUUCAUCUGUAAAGAAAAUGAUUAUCUUGAAAAUAAGCAAAACAAUCAGCAAGUUUCCUAAUAAGUGAAAUAACCAUAAUGUGAUUUAAAUACAUUUUGAGUCAGUUGUAAACUCAGUUGUAGGCUGCUUUUCAGGGUAACAUGUCAAGCUGAAUCUAAACCUGCAUCCUUGAAAUUAAAUAUAAUUGAAAUUGGUGGGUUUUUUUUCAGAAUAAGCAUGUCUAGAAUUCAACUAGAAUUGAAACUGUGUCACAAGUAAAGCAAAUGAUAAAACGGUAUCUGUACUGUAUUUGGCAUCUUGAACUAGAACUGAAGUAUGGACCAAGAAAUUCUCUUAAAUGAUUACUUAUAUUUAGUUAUGAAGAAAAAGGGCAUGUGUGCAUAGUUGUGUGUGCUAUUCACAAUGAGCGGUUUAUGUAUUUUUGAAAACAAAAUAUAAGAUGAAAAUUGACCUAUAAAACACACACACCCUAUUUGCAUUAUUUGUUUAUGAUUGCUCAGCAGAGUUACACUUCUUUUUUCCUUGGCUGUGGAUUGUUGUGAUGAUAAAAACAUAGUUUGAAACAAUAGCAUAUUUUGUUCCCUUUGCAGAAAUACAACAGAUUGAGCCACAAAUACAGCCCAUCAUCUUAUUUCUGAACAUUUAAGUGGUAUCUGACAAGGAGCUUCUUUUUUGUUACUAAAGAAGACUACUGCAACAAGAACAUACAAUUUAUUAACUCCAAUUUGUUAAUACACUAACUGGGACUUUGUCGUAAAGCACUUCCUCAUAACCUACUGGCUGUCCUGCAUGCAACGUACUAGCUAUUGUCUUUCCUACUCAUCAUGCAACUCAGUGGAAGAAAAUAUUUUGUUAAACAUGUGUGAAGGUCAUUCAUUUCAUGUUCGUUACAGAAUGGAAGCUUCUUGCCUGGAGCUUGCCUUGGAAGGGGAGCGGUUGUGUAAAGCAGGGGAUUGUCGAGCUGGUGUCUCUUUCUUUGAAGCAGCAGUUCAGGUUGGAACAGAAGACUUGAAAACCCUCAGUGCAAUUUACAGCCAGCUGGGCAAUGCCUAUUUCUACUUGCAUGAAUACACAAAAGCUUUGGAGUAUCACCACCAUGAUUUAACCCUUGCAAGGACCAUUGGGGACCAGUUAGGAGAAGCUAAAGCAAGUGGAAACUUGGGAAAUACCUUAAAGGUCCUUGGAAAUUAUGAAGAAGCAAUUGUCCGCUGUCAGAGGCACCUCGACAUUUCUAGAGAGCUAAGAGACAAGGUUGGAGAAGCAAGAGCACUUUAUAACCUUGGAAAUGUAUAUCACUCCAAGGGUAAAAGUGUAGCCUGUGCAGGUACCCAUGAUCCAGGAGAGUUUCCAGAUGAUGUUAAAGCUGCAUUGCGGAAAGCUGCAGAUUAUUAUGAGGAGAACUUGACAAUAGUGACAGAGCUGGGUGAUAGGGCAGCCCAGGGACGUGCCUAUGGAAACCUGGGGAAUACUCAUUAUCUUCUGGGCAACUUCAGGAGUGCCGUCACUGCCCAUGAGCAGCGCCUUUUAAUUGCAAAAGAAUUUGGUGAUAGAGCUGCUGAAAGAAGAGCCUACAGCAAUCUUGGAAAUGCUUAUAUUUUCCUUGGAGAAUUUGAAACUGCUGCCGAAUACUACAAAAAAACACUGCAGCUCGCCAGACAGCUUACAGACCGGGCUGUAGAAGCACAAGCUUGCUACAGCCUUGGGAAUACAUAUACUUUACUUCAAGACUAUGAAAAGGCUAUCGAUUAUCAUCUGAAACACUUGGCAAUUGCUGAAGAACUGAAUGAUAGAAUUGGUGAAGGAAGAGCGUGCUGGAGUUUGGGGAAUGCAUACACAGCCCUGGGGAACCAUGAACAAGCUAUGCACUAUGCUGAAAAGCAUUUAGACAUUUCGAGAGAGGUGGGAGAUAAAACUGGAGAACUAACAGCUAAACUUAACCUCUCAGAUCUACAAAUGGUGCUUGGCCUAAGUUUCAGCACAAACAGUUCAAUGAUGACAGAAAAUCAAAUUCUAGAUCAUAGCGUGAAUGGUGCAAGACCCCGAGUAGGUCGUCGCCAUAGUAUGGAAAACAUGGAACUUAUGAAGCUUACUCCUGAAAAGGUUCAGGACUGGAACAGUGAAAUUCUGGCCAAACAGAAACCACUAGUUCCUAAACCUUCAGCAAAACUACACUUUGUAAAUCGAUUAAAAGGCAAAAAAUACAAAAACAUCACAUCUUCUAAAGUGCUUCAGGAUGCUAGUAAUUCUAUUGACCACCAACUAAGUUCACAGAAGAACAGCCCUGAUGUGCCUGGAGAUGAAGGGUUCUUUGACUUGCUAAGUCGAUUUCAGAGCAACAGAAUGGAUGAUCAACGGUACUGUUUCCAGGACAGGAACAGACUGGCAGUGACAGCUUCUUCUGCACCAUCAAGAACAUUGAAAAAAUCCUUUUCUACGUCCAUGGUCUCACCUCACACUGAUGAAUUUCUAGAUCUUCUUGCUAGCUCUCAAAGUAGACGUCUAGAUGAUCAGCGAGCCAAUGCCAGUGAUUUACCAGGACUUCGUCUUAAUCAGUGCAACAGUCAAUCGGUCCUUGGCCGCUUGAUGGCCAGUAGCAAUAGUGAACCAGAUGAUGACUUCUUUGACAUUUUGAUAAAAUAUCAGGGCUCUAGACUAGAUGAUCAGAGAUGUGCACCACCACCAAUCAACACAAAAGGACCAACUGUACCUGAUGAAGAUUUCUUUAGCCUUAUUUUGAGAUCCCAAGGGAAGAGAAUGGAUGAACAGAGAGUCUUUCUACCCUCUGAUUUGAAGAGGGCAAAUUCUAAUUAAUGGACUUCUUCAAAAGCACACCGAAGAGAAACAGAUGAAUUUGUAAUACUGGAA
Zootoca vivipara (common lizard) is the source of this 11323-nucleotide messenger RNA. NCBI's taxonomy places the organism in Eukaryota, Metazoa, Chordata, Lepidosauria, Squamata, Lacertidae. The record is from RefSeq and is a predicted model, not a curated record.